Messenger RNA from Phlebotomus papatasi, 1944 nucleotides. It is a transcript of the gene gkt, whose product is annotated as probable tyrosyl-DNA phosphodiesterase. NCBI's taxonomy places the organism in Eukaryota, Metazoa, Arthropoda, Insecta, Diptera, Psychodidae. Gene Ontology annotation, molecular function: 3'-tyrosyl-DNA phosphodiesterase activity; double-stranded DNA binding; single-stranded DNA binding. Gene Ontology annotation, biological process: double-strand break repair; single strand break repair. Bases 144 to 1904 code for a protein of 586 amino acids. Gene Ontology annotation, cellular component: nucleus. The transcript has 5 exons. The record is from RefSeq and is a predicted model, not a curated record.
CGAAUAAAUAAUGUGUAUUCCUAAGAGUUCACACUGAGGGCUAUUCAGCCGGGUUCCAGUCAGUGCUGUAACUGUAACCUCAAUCUUUACCGGUGGCAUUUGUUUGUUGUUUAUAAUUUUGUUCCUGGCUAAAAAUCCCAGAGAUGGAUGGUAAUUCAGCUAAACGACCCAAUGAUUUGCCUACGAAAAAUUGUCAGUAUGGUAAGAAUUGUUACCGGAAGAAUCCUGCUCAUUUUGCUGAGUACAAUCACAUCCACUUGGAGUCAAUCAUUAGAAGUCACUCAGAUGGAGAAUACACCAUUCCUGAUGAAUUUUCCCUGACCAAAGAUCUCAUAUUGGAACAGAUAGAGAUUGUCAUAAAACUCUUCCCUCAUCUCUCACUCCAACCUCAGAGGAAGGUGCAAAAAAUGGAGGAGGAUUUGGAAAAAGUCAGUGAGAAGCCCAAAAAGGAGGAGGAACCAAAAUUACCAGAAGCUGGAUGUAGCAAGGAUACUGAGAAGAGAAUUUCUCCUCCGAAAGAACAAACCAAACCAACAAGGAAUAUCCAUGACUACAUUAAAGUUGUCUUGCCAAAAGGAAAAAUGGCAGAGAAACUCAAAGCUGCAGCUCCUUACAAUUUUUUCCUGACCACAAUUACAGAUUCCCCAAAUACUCAUACAGAGAGUCUUUCGAUCACCCUACAGGAAAUUCUGGACAAGAGUCUUGGGGACUUGGAGUGUUCUCUCCAGAUAAAUUUCAUGGUGGAUAUUGGAUGGCUUCUUGGACAUUACUAUUUUGCUGGAUAUGAUCAGAAGCCAUUGAUUAUCUUGUAUGGUGAUGAAACUCCUGAUCUGCUCAAUAUCUCCAAGGUUCGACCAAAUGUUCAGGCCAUGAAGGUCCCAAUGUCUGGUCCUUUUGGGAUUCAUCACACAAAAAUGAUGCUUCUGGGAUAUACAGAUGGCUCCAUGCGAGUCGUCAUUUCUACGGCAAAUCUCUAUGAAGAUGACUGGCACAAUCGAACUCAGGGUUUAUGGAUCAGUCCAAAACUUCCUGCAAUUCCAGAUGCCAGUGAUACAGCCUUCGGAGAGAGUCCCACAAAUUUCCGGGAAGAUCUCCUGAAGUACUUAAUGGCUUACAACAAUCCCAAGAUUCAGAAUUGGAUCACACGGGUGAGAAAGUCCAAUUUUUCAGAAGUCAAUGUCUUUCUCGUAGCAUCAGUUCCAGGAGGUCACAGGAGCACUCCCAAGGGUCCAAUUUGGGGACAUCCCCGCGUAGGACAUUUACUAACUCAGCAUUCAAGCAAAGUCGACGAAUCCUGCCCAAUUGUCGGUCAGAGUUCAAGUAUUGGAAGUUUGGGUGUUUCCGUGGGUUCAUGGAUUCUCGGGGAAUGGGGAAUCAACUUCCGGAAAGAUUCUGCACCAGCAGGAUUGCGUCGUAUGCCCCAUUUCCGCAUGAUCUAUCCGAGUUUCACCAAUGUCAAAAACAGUCACGAUGACCUCCUUGGAGGUGGAUGCCUUCCCUACCAAAGGAACACCAAUGACAAACAGCCCUGGCUCAAGAAUCACCUUCACCAAUGGAAAUCCAAUAAACGUCACAGAUCCCAAGCAAUGCCUCACAUCAAGACCUACUGUCGCUGGUCAGAUCGAGGACUCCACUGGUUCCUUCUCACUUCGGCCAAUCUCUCCAAAGCUGCCUGGGGUGCUUUCAACAAAAGCUCCAAAUUCGAACCUCCACUGCGAAUUAUGAACUACGAAGCUGGAGUUUUGUUCUUGCCCAAAUUUGUCACACAAACAGAUACCUUUCCACUGGAUGGUUCAUCGAUAGCCGCAAAGGUCUUCCCAAUGCCCUAUGACAUUCCCCUAACACCUUAUGGACUCGAUGACUCACCUUUCUUGAUGGAUUAUCUCCAUGAGGCUCUGAAAUAAAAAAAAAUAAAAAGAUGUCCGGUCUCAGUCAGUUUAUUAA